Molecule: messenger RNA, 1044 nt
Organism: Arachis ipaensis
Lineage: Eukaryota; Viridiplantae; Streptophyta; Magnoliopsida; Fabales; Fabaceae
Source: RefSeq, a predicted model, not a curated record
AUGAGCAAAGCAUUGAUGAAGAAUUCUGAAGAAGAGAAAGAAGAAGAAGAAGAAGUUGUUAUUGGAGGAGUAGUAGCUUCUCCAUUAUGGGAUUGUGGAAGCCCUUUAUAUGAUUCAUUUGAAUUGGCAACACUUUCUCAUAUUAUUGAUAGGCAUACGGUUGUUUUGCCACAUCUUAGUGGAUCAAAGAAGGCAAUUAGCCACGGUUUUGAUGAAAGUCAUCAUCACCAUGAUGAAGUGAAGAAGAUUUCAAUUGAAGAUUCCAAAGGUUCUUCUUCUCUCAAGUCAACAAGCUUUAGUGAAAUUUUGGACAAGAUCAUGGGGAAGAGAAAAACGCAUUUGGCAAAUAACCUUUUGAGCCUUUAUUCAAAAUGUGGCCAAUUCAGCUAUACCCACCACCUGUUCGACCAAAUGCCCCACAAGAACGUUAUCACUUGGACAACCUUAAUUUCUGCAAAUCUUAGAAAUGGGUAUCUCCCAAAAGCCUUUGACAUGUUCAAUCACAUGCGUGAGGUUGGUGAGAGUCCCAAUGAGUACACGUUAUCUGCACUGCUCCAUGCUUGUGCUGAUCCUGGUUUGAGGGAUGUUGGUUUGCAGCUUCAUGGUGUGUUGGUUCGGUGUGGCCUUGAGAGGGACAAGUUUGCUGGGAGCUCUCUUGUGUAUAUGUACUUUAACAGUGACAGCGAUCUUAAAAGUGCUUCUUGUGUCUUUCAUGAAUUGUUGGAGAGGGACCUUGUUGCUUGGAAUGUCAGGGUUUCUGGAUUUGCUCAAGUUGGUAAAUUUGGUGUGGUGAAGAGGUUAGGGGAGUUCAUGGGCUGGUGUUUAAGUUUGGUGCCGAAGUUGAUAUGGUGGUUGGCACUUGGCAGAACUCUGGUUGACUUGUAUGCUGAAUUUAGGGACAUAGAUUCUUGCAGGAAAAUCUUUGACUACAUGGAGGAAAAGGAUAGUUUAUUAGUAAAAACAUACCUAAUAUACAACACAUUUAAGAUUCGGAAUAUGAAAUCAAAGUUUCAAAUUGUUGCACCUCUUGAAGCUCCCUUUUAA